Messenger RNA from Malurus melanocephalus (red-backed fairy wren), 2109 nucleotides. It is a transcript of the gene KNOP1, whose product is annotated as lysine rich nucleolar protein 1. Lineage: Eukaryota; Metazoa; Chordata; Aves; Passeriformes; Maluridae. The record is from RefSeq and is a predicted model, not a curated record.
AACACGCGGGAAUAGUUCAGUUUGUCAAUGAAACGUCAGCGAGUGGGAGCCAAAGGCUUCUUUGCUGUAACCGAGUCAUUGGCACCAUUGUCCUAAGAAAAGAAACGGAGCAAAGAAUGAUAACAAAGAAAAAGAGAAAACAAAUUCAUGAGGAACCUGUACAGAAAAAGAAAAAGGUGAAGACUSUCAUUAAAAUUGAGGAAGAUGUUAAAACUGUCAUUAAUACUGAACAMAUUGACCAUCUUGAGAAAAAGACAAAGAUAAGGAAAGAAAAUAAGAAGAAAAGCAAGAAAAAGAAAGUUGAUUAUGAAUUACUCACAGAAGCUCAUUUAGAACGCUUUGUGAAUGUAAAAGGUCAUCUGGAUUUAGAACUUCAAGAGCAAUCAGAGGAACAAAUUAAAAUACUCAAAAAGAAGAAAAAAAAGGUCCAGUGUGAUUUCUCCUUGGAGGAUARUGACAAUAGUGAUUUGCAGCUUUCAAAUCAUCACACAGGUGAUACUCAGAAAAAUGAAUUCUCUUCCAAAAAAAAGAGAAAGCAUACUGGUUUGAAUUUGGAAUCAGAUGGCGAGGUAACAAAGAAAAAAAAGAAGAAAGGGAGCUUUUCAUUAGAGGACAUCCAKGACAGUGAACAAAAGCCAUCUGCAAAAGUUUGUGAAAAACCCCAAAAAUAYAUUUCACAAGAAGCAGUUUUUAUGGGUGAAAACUACAACACACAUGAUGCCCAGGAUGGUAGGGAGAAUUGUGUUGGAAGAAAGAAGAAGAAGAAAAAGAAAGAUAAAUCCAACUCCUCUUUAUCACUGGCAGRUAAUGAGGACAACACACAUCAAGUUCCUGGUAGCCCCAUGGCAUUAGGUGAUUUCAGAAAAAGGGAGAAACAUAAUUUCUGGGAAUUUACAUUGACAAACGUAAAGGAAGAGGACAAAAUUGAAAACUUAGAAAGUAUCAAAGAGAGGAAGAAGAAGAAGAGAAGCAAAGAUGUUUCGUCCUCAGCCUGUGAAGAUAAGCAAGACUGCAAUCACAGCAUUYGUGAUAAGCAUCUCCCAGCACAGCAAGAAAUCGAGUUUGAGGAAGGACARCUUUCUGGAAAAAAAAGCAGGAAGAAUUUCGAGGAUAAUAAUGAAGUCAGCAAGAAGAAAAAGAAGAUUAAGAAAAAGGAGAAGGGAAAAAUAUAUUCAGAAGUUCCUUUAAACAAUGACAGUGCCUCUAAAAGCCAAAAAAUACUGCUAGAAAGUGAUSAAAAGAACAAAGAGAGUGGACUGGAGCAAGCUCAGUGUGUCGAUGGGACAUUAUGCACUAGUAAUCCUCUGCUCUGUGACAGAAAAAGGAAAAAAAGAAAAAAGGUACCAGCACAGGGCUUGGCUGAAGAACCAGGUUCAAAAGCAAAKACAAAGCAUAUCAAAACUGAAUUAGCAGGGAGUGAGCCACCGGAACUUCUAGAUGGUGUAAUUAUUGUGCAGGAAAGAAAAGGAAACUGUGAUGAAAUUAACAUAGACAAGGUGAGGCGACAGGCUCUGCAAGAGGAAAUCGAUAGAGAAUCUGGCAAAACCAAGGCUUUCAGCUCCAAAGUGGSACAGGAUACAAAGUUUGGACAGUGGAGUACAGCUACUUUUAAAAGUUCUGAGGAAGAAAUGAAGUUUUUUAGACUGAUGGGUGGCUUCAAAAAGGGUUCUGUGCCUAUCCAAAAUCUCUCAGCAACGACAAACAAACCAAACAUGGCUCUGAACAAGGAAGGGCAGGAGAAGUUGCAGCAGGCUCUGAAGAUGGAGUUUGAUAAAGCAAUGGAUUUGAAGCAACACAGAGGAAUAGGUCUUGGAUUUCAACCUACUGCCAACAAAAAAGUAUACAUAGACAAAUAUACAUCUAAAUCUAUAAAAUUUGAAGAUUAAAACUCUGAAGUAAUAAAAAGAGUGGAAUUUCUUUUCAUUUUCAACAUCUUUUUACUUGAAAUAAAGUAACAAAAUGCUGAAGAAAUUUCAUUUAUGAGAUGCUUGAAGUACAAGUUUUGAGCUGCACAGACCUCUGGAGCUGCUCCUGACUUCACCUGAACUGUAAAUCUUUGAAACCUUUCCCAUGUUUGUUCUCCAAGGCACGGGACAGYCUCCUCCAAAG